Molecule: messenger RNA, 1419 nt
Organism: Ostreococcus tauri
Lineage: Eukaryota; Viridiplantae; Chlorophyta; Mamiellophyceae; Mamiellales; Bathycoccaceae
Product: Major facilitator superfamily domain, general substrate transporter
Exons: 1
Coding region: 1-1419 (472 amino acids)
Biological process (GO): transmembrane transport
Cellular component (GO): plastid
Molecular function (GO): phosphate transmembrane transporter activity
Source: RefSeq, a predicted model, not a curated record
AUGGCGCGCAGGACGAUGGGCGCGGGACGAUGGGCGUGGGACGGGUCGCGGGACGACGCGCGGACGCGGACGCGGACGGCGGCGGACGCGACGGAUGGGUCGAAGGGCGUGGACGUGGGAGGGAAGACGGGGUAUCGUUUCGUCGUCGUCGGUUUGGUCGCGUUCGCGUUGAUGUUGUGUAACGCGGAUCGGGUGAUCAUGUCGGUGGCGAGCGUUCCGCUCGCGGCGGCGAACGGCUGGGGCGAACGCGCCGUGGGGUUGGUGCAGAGCUCGUUCUUGUGGGGGUACGCCCUGACCCCGCUCGUCGGGGGAUGGUUGGCGGAUACGUACGGUGGGAAGGUUGUUCUCGGGGGUGGGAUCGCGAUCUGGUCGCUCGCGACGCUUUUCACGCCGUUCGCGGCGUCGGCGGAGAGUCUGGCGCCGCUUCUCGUGACGAGAGCGACGAUGGGGUUGGGCGAGGGCGUGGCGCUUCCGUGCAUGAAUAACAUCAUAUCUCGAUGGGUCCCGAGAGCCGAGCGCUCGCGCGCGGUGGCGGUGUCCAUGGGCGGUUUCCAGAGCGGCUCGAUGAUCGGAUUACUCGCCGCGCCCGUGCUCCUGGCGCGCGCGGGCGUUCCGGGCCCGUUCGUCGUCUUCGGUGUGCUCGGCCUCGUUUGGGCUAUCAUCUGGCAACUCGCCGCGACGACUUAUCCAAAACAAUGUAAGAUGGUCGGAGCGGACGAGCUGCGUCACAUCGUUGACUUCCCGGGAGGCGCGCUCACGGAAGCGGAACGCGUGGACCGCUCGACUCGGGGCACGCCUCCGUUCAAACUUUUGCUGUCCAAGGCCCCGACGUGGGCGUGCAUCAUCGCCAACUUUGUGAACAACUGGGGUAUUUUCAUAUUGUUAGCGUGGAUGCCGCUCUAUUUCAAGCAGGUCAUCGGCGUAAAUCUUCGCACCGCGGCGUGGUUCAGCGCUCUCCCGUGGGCCACCAUGGCGGCGAGCGGCAUUGUCGCGGGAACUUUGGCGGAUAACUUGAUCAAUAUUCGCGGCUGGACGACGACUCGUACGCGUAAAUUUAUUCAAGGCGUCGGUUUCAUCGGACCGUCGCUGUGUUUGCUAGUCUUGGCUGUGAACGGCGCGAACAUGACGGCGGCGCGCGCCGUUGCGACGCUCACCGUCGCGUGCGGGUGCAUGUCGUUCUCACAAGCCGGCUUUCUGGUGAACUUCCAAGAGAUCGGUCCCAAGUACGCUGGUGUGUUACACGGGAUGGCGAACACCGCGGGAAGCAUCGCCGGAAUGGUCGGAACGUACGCCACCGGCGCUGUCUUGGAGGCGACGGGCGGGAACUGGAGCGCCGUUUUGUACGUAACCGCGUUUGUCUACGCCUUGGGCGCGACGACGUGGUUGGCGAUGAGCACGGGAGAGCGCGUGUUCGAUUGA